Molecule: messenger RNA, 2787 nt
Organism: Clonostachys solani
Lineage: Eukaryota; Fungi; Ascomycota; Sordariomycetes; Hypocreales; Bionectriaceae
Source: the annotation of a GenBank genome assembly
AUGCUCGGGCAGUCUGCGCCCAAGAGACUAAGCGAUGGGAAUGUCGGAGAGCAUAUCCAGCUCAAAAGGUCAAAGAACGAUGCUCUUCUGUUCUCAAACUCAGGGCGCAACACUCCGAAAGGUGUGUUGUUUGAUAGCCAGUACGCCGACUCGAACAAAAUCAACCAGUUACAGAUUGGCCAUACCCCUGAGACUCAUCUGCGAGAUCUGUCACCUUCCGGAGUCGAUGAGAAUAUAUGCUACGGAAUGAUCUGCGACAUCACUACACAAAUUUGCAGUGUGCCGGAUCACCAAGGGUUGACCCUUCGACAAACUGGCACAUCCGAAUCAAACCUGGUCUCAUUCUCUCUUAACCUAAAGGAGGACCAUAGCGAAAUCGUGUCUGAAGACGGGAAACCAAUCGCUCAAUUGAACACCAAGACACACACGAUUCUCCAACAGGUAUCGGCAGGGGUGAAGAUUGCCUUCACGGCGCUGUUCACGGCGGAAACACUUACGAUGAAAUUGUCUGAAGCGGCGACUCAUACUCGGAUGAAGCCAGGUGAUGUUAAUUGCACCGUCGAUGUCCUCAUAUGUGGUACCCGAGGCGUCGCAAAGCAUGUCGCAGGCCAGCUCGGAAAAUACAGGCUAUUUCUCCAACACCCAUAUCCCCACGUAACGGAUCUUGCCUACGAAAACCCUCAGUAUCUCCAUAUCGACGGGGCAUCUCUCCUCAUGGGGUCGAUUUUGCCUCCCCUAUCUGCUGCGGUGAUGGAAGCUGAAGACGACAAAUCAGACCUGGGCGAGAUAGGAGCAGCCAAGAACAGCCAACCAGACCCGUGGUCUGUUCUAGAUGAACUGUCCGCACCGGAAAACCUGCCCCAAGUCGAGGCAGAUGAGAGAAUAGUAACUGAACUAUUGAGUCACCAAAAAGAGGGUGUCGCAUUUAUCACAAGCCGAGAAAAUCCGGAAUCGUUCAAUCUGAACACCCUUUGGAAACUAGACUUUGGAAGCUCUGCUGCGGAGAACAUCAGAUACCGUCACCGCAUUACUGGGGCGAUCCGCUCAUCUCCCGAAAACUUCUGCGGUGGCCUCCUUGCCGACGAUAUGGGUCUUGGAAAGACGUUGAUGAUGAUAGCUUCAAUCGUUGCGACGUCAAAAGCUGCAGAUACGCACGCAAUUCCCCAACUCUCCCAAAGAAACCUGGAUCUGCCACUAGGAGGGCCAAUGCCAGUCAAAUCCACGCUGGUUUUAGUGCCAUCUUUAUUGCUUGUGGACACUUGGAUCAAACAGCUUGAACAGCAUGUGAGACCAGGUACACUCAGUGUCUAUAAAUAUCAUGGGCAGCAAAGACGGCUUGAUUCAUCCUCGCCCUUGCCAUAUGACGUGGUGGUAUCGACAUACGCGACUGUAGCAUCUGACCAUAAUCGUGGCGGUGGGAUGCUUAGCCGAUUCAGGUGGCAUAGGCUUAUUCUUGACGAAGCUCACGUCAUCCGGAACUGGUCAACGAAGCAGUUCAACGCGGUCAAUAGCUUGUCAACCAAUAUUCGCUGGUGCAUGACGGGAACGCCAAUCCAAAAUACACUCGACGACUUGGGGUCUUUGAUAAAGUUUCUUCGGGUGCCUCAAUUUUCUGACCCGAUCGUUUUUCGAAAGCAUAUAUCCGGAAUGAAGAGAAUCGGCAAAGGCCACGCGAAGCCAAACGUAGCCAAUCUCAGACUUCUCCUGUUGUCAAUGUGUCUCCGCCGCAAGCAGUCCGUCAUAUCCUUGCCGGGGGUCACGGAAGUCAAGCACGAAGUGGAGUUUUCUGAAAGAGAAAAAUCCGCUCACAAGGCUAUUCUGAUAGCCUGUAAAAAGUCGGUCAUAGCCUCAGCAAAUCAACCAAGCGAGAAGAAAUCAGCCAAAGCUACAUUGCAAGGCAUCCUUCGGAUGAGAAUGUUCUGUAAUGUGGGCUUUGAGAUAGGGGGCAGUAGUGUAGGUGACAUGUCAGAGCCUGACCAAGUUUUGAGUCUGCUACAGCAAUCGGGUGAUGCAAAGUGCUAUUCAUGCGCGGCGGAUAUCCACGAUCUUUCCGAGAAUGCGAGAAUCAGCCAUUGCUACUCUGCUGUGUGCGGAGAAUGCGCCCCUGAUCUCCUCAGCGAUGUUCCACAGGGAGGCGUUGAUAGGAAUUGCCCUUUGUGUAAGAAAAAAUGCGAUGGAAAUAUUUUCUUAGACUCUCCUAGCACACCGGAGAGUUGUAGACACGAUGGGUUGCCGUUGCCUGGUCUUGAAAGAUCAUGGCCAUCGAAGCUGCUCGCCUUGCUUCAGGAUCUGAAGGACAAUUUGGAGAAAGAAAAGAGCAUCGUCUUUUCUUUCUGGCGCCAGAGUCUUGACGUGGUUGGCCGCCUCCUAGCCGAACAUAACAUUGCGUAUUGUCGAGUGGAUGGAUUUCUCAAACCAGCCCAUCGAAAGAAGGUCUUGGAAAAAUUUUGCUCCGACGAUUCCCCCAGAGUCCUCCUGAUGACACUUGGAACAGGCGCAGUUGGUUUGAACGAUUUAUCCAUCGCCAGCCGUGUCCAUUUUCUUGAGCCGCAAUGGAAUCCAUCCAUCGAGAGCCAAGCGAUAGGUCGUGUCUUGCGGCUUGGGCAAGAGAAGGAAGUGUGUAUUGUCCGAUAUAUUGUGAAAGGCUCUAUUGAAAAGAGCGUCGAAGAUCGCCAGAUCACCAAGAUUCGACUCGCACAAGUUGGAGAGAUGCAUUCUGCGGGGACUUGGUCUGAGGUAGGGCUGGCUCUCAUUCGCGAGCAGCUUGACCAGAUUAGUGAGAAAUAG